GCGCCUGGAGCCCGGGAGCCCGGGAGCCCGGGAGCCCCAGGCCCGAGCCACGCGAUCGGCCGCCGCCCGGGGCUCGGGCCGGGGACGCGCGAUGGCGACCUGGCGGCGGGACGGCCGGCUGACGGGCAGCCAACGGCUGCUGUGCGCGGGGCUGGCGGGGGCGCUGAGCCUCAGCCUCACCGCGCCGCUGGAGCUCGCCACCGUGCUGGCCCAGGUCGGCGUCGUGCGCGGCCGCGCCCGGGGGCCGUGGGCCGCAGGGCUGCGCGUGUGGCGGGCCGAGGGCCCCCGCGCGCUCUGGAAGGGGAACGCGGUGGCCUGCCUGCGCCUCUUCCCCUGCAGCGCCGUGCAGCUGGCCGCCUACCGCAAGUUUGUCGUGCUGUUCACGGAUGACCUGGGCCAUAUUUCCCAGUGGCGCUCAGUCAUGGCUGGGAGUCUCGCAGGCAUGGUUUCCACCGUUGUGACGUAUCCUACAGACCUCAUCAAAACCCGGUUAAUUGUGCAGAACAUGCUGGAACCAUCUUACAGAGGGAUCUUCCAUGCUUUUUCUACUAUUUAUCAACAGGAAGGGCUCCUGGCCUUUUACCGAGGGGUUUCCCUUACUGUUUUAGGUGCUCUGCCUUUCUCUGUUGGCUCGCUUCUAGUUUACAUGAACCUGGAGAAAAUCUGGAACGGACCCAGAGAUCGGUUUUCUCUCCUCCAAAACUUUGCCAACAUCUGCCUGGCGGCUGCGGUCACCCAGACUCUCUCCUUUCCCUUCGACACGGUGAAGAGAAAGAUGCAGGCUCAGAGCCCCUACCUUCCCCACGGGGGAGGAGUAGAUGUCCACUUCUCAGGAGCAGUGGACUGCUUCCGGCAGAUCGUGAAAGCCCAGGGAGUGCUGGGGCUCUGGAAUGGACUGGCAGCCAACUUACUGAAGAUAGUUCCCUAUUUUGGAGUGAUGUUUGGCACCUUUGAGUUCUGCAAGAGAAUCUGUCUUUACCAAAACGGUUACAUCAUGUCUCCUCUGAGCUAUAAAUUGACCCCAGGGGUGGAUCAGAGUUUGAAGCCCCAGGAAUUACGGGAAUUGAAGAAGUUCUUCAAAACUGGACAAUUAAAGUCUAAAAAACCAACUCUUUAAAAUCGAGUGGAACUAGAGGUGCGCUGUCGGCAGACGUGUUGCAGAGAUAGGUGGAGCCUAAGAACUGUGCAUGCAUGGAGCGAUGAGAGGGUGCUUCUGUCUGUUGCUUUUGGAGAUGAGAAGAUUGAGCCGUACCUGAGCUCCAAACUGAUGGCCCCGAGAACACCUGCACCCCCUGAGGGCUUCCCAACAUGACUGUCUCAGGAUGGCAUCCCACCAGAUUUCAUAACGAAACCCAGCACUAAGGAAGUGUGCAAUUUACACUCUGGAUGUAGAUAGGCCAUUUACACCACACCAAAGAAAGGACAUCGCCGUGACUCCUCAGAGCAACAUGUAGUUGAAGUGGCCGAGCAGAUACCACGUUACGAGCCCUGCCACAGACUCACAGCUUGCGAGCCCUGCCACAGACUCACAGCUUGCGCUAACCCGUGUCAGCCUAGUCUCACCCACGUUCACUCCAGCCUUCCCAUUCAGUCCUUCUGGAACUCGUAAUCUUUGUUGUCUUUUUCUGAGUGCACACACCAUGGGGUAAAUGCUGCCUUCUCAGAAACGAAAUGAAAACAUUUAACAUUUAAAAGUUACCACUGUCAAGAGUUCCCGUCAUGGCGCAGCAGAAACGAAUCCGACUUGGAACCAUGAGGUUGCAGGUUCUACCCCUGGCCUCGCUCAGUGGGUUAAGGAUCAGUGUUGCCGUGAGCUGUGGUGUAGGUCGAAGAUGCAGCUCAGAUCCUGUGUUGCUGUGGCUAUGGUGUAGGCCGGCGAUUCAGCUCCGAUUCAACCCUUAGCCUGGGAACCUCCAUAUGCUGCGGGUGCGGCCCUAAAAAGCUAAAUAAAUAAAUCAGUAAAUAAAAGUUACCACUGUCAUAGUAGAACCACCCUUCUUUAUUUAAAUUGGAAGCAUCCUAGGCUUAGAAUUUUGUGUUUCUGGAAGGUAGUUUAUACCAUGACUGUUUCAUUAUGCCCAAAAAACCUUCUGCCAGUUGAAGUUAUGUGAAGCUCAAGUGGCCUGAAUUCUCUGCCCUUUUAACUUGCUUUGCAAGCCUACCCUGAAAAUAAAUUAGUCAACUUAUUCUCACAACAUGUCCCAGUUGCCUAGAAAGGAUCACACAGAACAUCUCACACACACACACACACACACACACACACACACACACACACACACACGCGUGAAAUGCAACUAAACAAAAAACGCUUCAGGCUAAUCAUCUCUGCUAGAUUUUUUUAAAUCAAAUUUUGCCUUUAUUCCAUAUUGAGGAUUCUAUGUCAAGUUUAUAUAACUGUACCUCCUGAAUAGUAACUAUGUGUUAAAAUAUGUCUAAUAUUAAGUUGUUAAUUUAUGCACACAUACACACACAGUAUGUUGAAAGUAUUUUUCCUUAAUAAAUUUUCCAAAGAAAAA
Sus scrofa (pig) is the source of this 2516-nucleotide messenger RNA. RefSeq names its product solute carrier family 25 member 43 (gene SLC25A43). NCBI's taxonomy places the organism in Eukaryota, Metazoa, Chordata, Mammalia, Artiodactyla, Suidae. Gene Ontology annotation, biological process: transmembrane transport. The record is from RefSeq and is a predicted model, not a curated record.